This is a messenger RNA of Penicillium cinerascens, 528 nucleotides long. RefSeq lists its product as uncharacterized. The coding region runs from base 1 to 528 and encodes 175 amino acids. The transcript is spliced from 3 exons. Lineage: Eukaryota; Fungi; Ascomycota; Eurotiomycetes; Eurotiales; Aspergillaceae. The record is from RefSeq and is a predicted model, not a curated record.
AUGGGGAUCUAUGACUGGGACUCGCCUGAGCGGAAAGCUGCCUGGGCCCAACUGAUCAAGGACAUUCCUAGAAUAAUCGACGCGUCUGGAGUCGAGAUUAGUGGUCCUACUGAGGAUAUAGACGUCGUCACGUACCCUCUUCUGACCGAGAACAAAAUCUACGUGAACGGUGCCAGGGACCUUUCAUAUGAGCCGCUGAUCCUCGACAAAAGAGAAGAUAAACGCCACCCGGGGAACUUCUGCAAAACAGCUCGCUUGCCGUACGAUGUUGUGGUCACCUGCAUUCUGCUGCGAGCAUACAUGUUGGCUCCAAACAUCUUUAAAGUGAGGUCCGAUGGAAGUUGGGAGGAGUGGCGGCCGGCACGCGAUCUUUACAAACGUCUCUGGCCACAUGCGCCGAUCGAGUGCCCAUGGGCUGAUGAGGAGGAGGAAGAAGAAGAAGAAGAAGAAGAAGAAGAAGAAGAAGAAGAAGAAGAAGAAGAAGAAGAAGAAGAAGAAGAAGAAUCCAGUAUGAGGCUCAAUGCCUAG